Molecule: messenger RNA, 1308 nt
Organism: Paracoccidioides lutzii Pb01
Product: acyl-CoA dehydrogenase
Exons: 5
Coding region: 1-1308 (435 amino acids)
Molecular function (GO): oxidoreductase activity, acting on the CH-CH group of donors; flavin adenine dinucleotide binding
Source: RefSeq, a predicted model, not a curated record
AUGGCAUCCGCUCCCUUUGGAUCAGCUGCACCAUACGCAGAGCCCCUCUGGCACUCCCGGCAGAUCUCCCCGUACUAUAGCGAGUCGCAUAAGAAAGUGCAGGCUUAUGUCCGUGACUACGUUGAUAACAACCUAAAGCCCUAUGCCGAAGAGUAUGAGAAGCAAGGGUUCUUGCCGCCGGAGGCGCUAAGGCUCCAUGCUGAAAAGGGCUUUACAAUAAUCAAGCCCACAAAGAGGGAGUAUAUGGGUGGGGUAUCCUUGCCGGCAGGCAUUGAGCCAGAGGAAUGGGACGAGUUUCAUAACCUAAUUGUGGUGGAUGAGCUGAACAGACUUGGUUAUUCGGGAGUAAUUUGGGGUCUUUUCGGAGGAAAUGGCAUUGGAUGUCCCCCAAUCAUGAAUUUCGGGAGCGAGGCGCAAAGACUCGAGUAUAUGCCCAAAGUCUCUCGUGGGGAGAUACGGUUUUGUCUAGGCAUUACUGAGCCUGAUGCGGGAUCCGAUGUUGCCAACAUCAAGACCACCGCCAAACGGUCCGGUAAUAAGUAUAUUGUCAAUGGGGCUAAAAAGUGGAUCACCAACGGCCUGUGGGCAAAUUAUUGCACAGCUGCUGUCAGAACAGGCGGACCAGGUCGCAAGGGCAUCUCUCUCCUUAUCGUCCCAUUGGCCGCGAAGGGUGUGACAAGGAGACGAAUGGAGAAUUCCGGCGUCAACGCCAGCGGUUCGACGUUCAUCGAGUUCGACGACGUGGAAGUCCCGGUGGAGAAUCUCAUUGGUACAGAAAAUCACGGUUUCACAUAUAUCAUGUCGAACUUCAAUCCUGAACGACUUAGCAUGGCCGCCGCCUGCAUUCGCCUGUCCCGCGUAUGUGCUGAAGACGCCUACAAUUACGCCAUUAAGCGCGAAACCUUCGGCCAACCAUUGAUAGCGAACCAAAUCAUUCGCGCCAAAUUCAGUAAAUUCGGCGAGCUGAUUGAACCCUGCCAGGCCUACCUUGAGCAACUCGCGUACACACUCCACGUCGCCGCGAAGACAGGCCAGCAGGGUGUCGACGUCGGAGGAAUGACUGCUCUAUUGAAGGUGAUGACCACACGCUGUCUGGAGAAGGUGUGUCGGGAGGCGCAGCAGGUUAUGGGUGGGGCGGGAUAUAAUAAGAGCGGGAAGGGGGCGAGGAUUGAGCAGAUUAGUCGCGAUGUGAGAGUUUUUGUGGUUGGGGGUGGGAGUCGGGAGAUUCUGAGUGAUUUGGCGGUUAGGCAGGAGAUGAAGAAUUUGAAUGAUUUGCAGCAUGCCGCGAAAAAGGGGGCGAAGAUUUGA